UUGCGCCUGGGUGGGACGCGGGGGGCGCCAGAACCCUGAAGGGGUGAUACCCAAGGGGGUGGGUACCCAGGUGCUAGGUGACGCACUCGUCACUCCUGGCUGCAGGUCUGGAUGGGAGUCAGCCCUGCCCCUUGCAAGCUGUGUGAUCCUGGACAAGCCACUUAACCCCCUGCCCCUACCCCAAGUGUCAGUUUUUAUUUGCAAACUGGGUGUAAUAGUACACUCCUAAAAGGGUUUUUUUUUUUUUUUUGAAAGGGUAAGGUUGGGAUCAUCCUAGACUUGCUUCUUCCUAAGAGUUAUCUGGAAUCCCUGUAAUCAGUGUCAUUGAAUUGCACACAGGUAGAAGUUGUUGAAUGGGUGUAUGUUUUGCUGUGUAUACUUUCAACAACAAAAUAUAUAAAUAUUCAGAGCCUCUCUCGGUAGAGACUGAUUCCGGUGGGGUGGGGCUGGAAAUGCUGAUAGCUGGUGACAUGUAUGAUCAGGCAGGUUUAGUAUACGCGGAUGGGUGAGGUACUUACCUCUAUCCAUGAUAGCGACUGUCAUUCUCAGAAGGCCGUGGAUGGCAGAGAAUAUUGGAUAUACUUCGAAGGCCAACCCGAAAGAUCAUACAGCCUUAAGUGGAAACUGUGCUUGCUAUGCAAAAACUUCAAGACAAGUCCCUGGAGGCUUCCUCCUUUCAAACACCGUGGCCCUAAACCCCACCUAUAUAGAAAUUCAGGCUGGUAGUCCCAACACCUGUGCUUAAGAGCCCUUUCUGUAGGGGAAAUUCUCAGAAGGUGUCAAGUCCUAAGGUUUAGCAUUUGUUCCAGAGCCUCUGUACUCUUCCAGUGAAGUUCUGGAGAAUGCUGCUUGCUGAUAUUUGUGUUCCUCUGGCUUGUUUGAUCAAAUCGAGAGCAGGGGUUGCUGGCGGCUAGGUUGAAAUCAGGGUAUUCCCUGGGGUGGUGUUACUUUUUAAUUUGGGAGAUGACAUUUCUUUGUUUGCUGGAGUCAGCUAUUCAGUAAAAGGUGUAGAGGUACCUCUCACUGCCUUCCCAUCUUGAUAAGGACUUUCUUUUCAGGCAGUGUAUUAACCAUAGAAUUCUUUUUAAGCUGCCCAUACUGUUUUCAUGGAUCUUCUGUGAAGCUUUUUAUAGCUUCCGCUGUUGUUUCCAUUGACAGCUUGCAGCUAAAUCUGAAAGCGAUCUGUAGCUGGCCUCCCCUUUUAACUGGAAUCUGUUUCCAGUUCUGGGUUUUUCCGAAUGAUUGAUGGCUGUGUUUUGGGGUGUGGGCAGAGCUACUGUAAAAAGGCCAGAGAGUUUUAUGUUCUUUUGAAGCUGAAUAAAGCUCAUUGUGAUAACAGUGGACGACAGUAGAUAUCUUCAGAGCAGUGGUUAGAAUUCAUUUAUUCAUUCAACAAAUAUUUAUUGAGCGUAUAGUAUGUACCAGGCACCCCUGAGGCCAGCACUAACCAGUAGAGGUAUAAUGUGAGCCACAUAUGUAGCUUAAAAUUUUCUAGUAGCCUCAUUGAAAAAAGUGAAAAGAAAGAAACCAGUGAAGUUGAUUUUUCUUAAAAUAUAUCUUAUUCAGCCUGCCAUGUCCAAAUAUUGUUGUUGAACAUGUAAUCAAUUAAAAAAAAUUAUUGAACUACUUUACGUUCUUUUUCAUAGUAAGUCUUUAAAAUUGGUGUGUAUUUUAUAUUUACGGCAUACCUCAUUGUCAAACUUCUUUGGGGCUCCCCACAUUUUGAGUGCCUACUAGCCACAUAAAGAGCUCUGGUGGUGCAGGAGUUAAGCGGUUGGCUGCUAACUGAAAGACUGGCUGUUUGAAUCCAGCCAGUGGCUUUGAGGGGGAAAGACCUGACAAUCUGCUUCCAUAAAGAUUACAGCCUAGGAAACACUAUGGGGCAGUUCUGCUCUGUUACAUGGGGUCACUAUGAGUUGGACUUGACUCUACAGCACCUAUCAGUGAAGUAGCCACACUGAUGAGUGGCUACCAUAUUGGAUCACACAGCACAAUGGUAGGGAAUAAGGUUCACAGGUCCUGAUUUAAGGAGCUUUCUCUGAUUUCGGUGGGGAUGGGGAAGGGAUAGACCAUCAAUACAUAAAAACGACAUAUAAGCCACUGAAAUGUCUGGGAGUGAUAGUUACAAAGAAAAACAGGGUAAAUGGAAAGUGAUUGGGGCCACUUUAGAGAACAAGAUCAAGAAGGCCUCUGUGACAUCAGAGCUGAGCCCUGAAUGGUAAGAUGGAGCAGCUGGGCAAAGAGUUGGGGCUCUUACCAGGGAAGGAGCUUUCCAGGCAGAUGGAACAGCUAAUGUGAAGGUCUUGAGGCAGGAAAAGUCACUGACUUCCCUGUGGUUGGGGUACUAGCUUCCACCACUGUGUUAAGGCCAAUCACCUGUGACAAAAGAUGCCCAAUCAUAAAUAUUUUCCCCUUCAGCUUGGUUGUCCAAACACAUCCCAGUGCUUGAUUAGAAAACUGAUCUGUGGUCACUGCAGGUACGAUCUGAGAUGAAGCCGGAUCCUCUCUGCUCUUUUUUUGUUUGUUUUUUUUUUUGAAAUUCCACACUAAUUAUGGCUUUCUUUUCCAGGAACCUAGUCUAGCUUGGGCCCAGACUCCCCUUCAGAAUUUCCUUCGUUCUAAAAUGGAGAGAUGAGAGUCACUGGGUUUUCUUUUUUUUAUUUUCCCCUCCUUUUAGCUCCUGGAUUCCUGAACUUGAAAUAGCUAAAGUCCCCAAGUCUCAUAAAUAGAGUGUGAAUUCUGGCUAUGGCUCAUGUGAAAUGUUUGGCAUAAGCAUCUUCAUAGUUUAAGGCUUCAUUUCAUUUAUAUUUAAAGAGAAUAUACCAUGUAUAUUUGUUCAGCAAAUAUUUACUGACUGCCUGCUCUCUGCUAGGAAUUCUGCUAGGCGCUGGGGAGAAACAUUUAUGGUUCUGUUCCUGUGGAGUUGAUGUUUUAGUUCUGGGGAGCAAACAGGUAAUCCAAUGGUGAUGAGUGCUAUAAAGAAAAUAAGGUGAGGAGUUGUGACUUGAGAAUCAGAGAAAAACUCUCUGAGGAGGUGGCAUUUUGAGCUGACACCUGAAUGAAGAAAAGGUAGCAGCCAUGGAAGGACUGUCCAGGUGACGGAAAUAGCUGGUGCAAAGGCCCUGAGGCCAGUGUGCUGGAGCCAGGGACGAGGACACCAGAAGUACAAGACCAGGUGGGAGAAGAAGUCAGAUUAUGCAGAACUUUGAGGACAGGGUGAGGAGUUCGGACUUUCUUCUGAGAGUGAUUGGAAGUGAUUCAUACUUUAAAAUGAUCACAAUGGGAGGUGAGAAUGGGUGAUGCGACAAUAGAGUGGAAGCAGGGAGGACAUUCAUAUAUUUUAAGAUACGUCUUUUCGCAUUUUGACAUUAUUUUGUAUAUGUACAAAUUAUUUCCUCAUCAAGUUGUUUACCUUGUAACAGCUGUAAAAGGGUCAAAGUCUGGAAACGACCAAAGUGGAACACACGCAUCAGGAAGUGACCUCAUUCGGGAUGGAAGCCAGCUUUUAUGAUAUUACUGUAUAUCACAGCGAGGGUGGUCAGAAAAAUCAAUUCUGAAGGCCUUUAACUCCUGAGCUUCGUCAGCCAUUGAGAAUCUUCAACUGGAGUAGAGAAUUGAACUAGGAACUGCCGUUCUCGUUGAUGAAACAGCACAGAUACUGUGCUAAACCCUGGGAGAAAUAAAGAUUAAAUUGUCUCGGUACUUGAAUGUUGUUAGCUGCCAUUGAUUGGGCUCUGACUCACGGCGAUGCUAUGUGUAAGAGCAUGAAACAUUGCCCAGUCCUGCGCCAUCUUCACCAUCACUGGCAUGUUUGAGUCCAGUUGGACAGUAUUCUGUUUUGAUCCAUAGAAUUUUCAUUGGCUGAUUUUUGGAAUUAGAUUGCCAGGCUUUUUUUUUCUAGUCUGUCUUAGCCUAGAACCUGUCCACCAUGGGUAACCCUGCUGGUAUUUGAAAUACCAGUAGCAUAGCUUCCAGCAUCUUAGCAACAUGCAAGCCACCACAGUACGACAAACUGACAGACAGGUGGUGAGUGUUUAAAUGUUGUUAGGUGGUGUUGAAUUGGUUCGGACUCAUAGCAACCCCAUGUACAACAGAACGAAACACUGCCGAGUCCUGCACCAUUGUCACAAUCCUCGCCAUGUUUGAGCCCAUUGUUGCAGCCAUUGUGUCAGUCCGUCUUGUCGAGGACCUAACUCUUUUUCCUGACCCUCUACUUUACCAAGCAUGAUGUCCUUCUGCAGGGACUGGUCCCUCCUGAUAAUGUGUCCAAAGUGCAUGAGACGAGGUCUCACCACCCUCCCCUUCUAAGGAGCAUUCUGGCUCUACUGCUUCCAAGAUUUGUUCGUUCUUCUGGUAGUUUACAGUGUAGUAUUCACUAUUCUCUACCAACACCAUCAUUCAAAGACAUCAGUUCUUUUUCGGUCUUCCUUGUUCAUUAUCCAGCUUUCGCUGCAUAUGAGGUGAUUGAAAAUACCAUGGCUUGGGUCAGGCACACCUUAGUCCUCAAAGUAACAGCGCUGUUUUUUUAAGACUUUAAAGACGUAUUUUCCAGCAGAUUUGCCCAGUGCAAUAUGUCAUUUAAUUUCUUGACUGCCGCUUCCAUGGAUGUUGAUUGUGGAUCCAGACAAAAUGAAAUCCUUGACAACUUCCACUUCAGUCUUUGUUCGUUAAUAAGUUUUCUCCUAAUCCUGAUGCCGCGUUCUUCUUCACAUAGCCCAGCAUCUCGGAUUAUUUGUUCAGCAUACAGAUUGAGCAAGUAUGGUCUGAAGGGUAGAACCCUGACGUAUACUUUUCCUGAUUCUCAACCAUGCAGCAUCCCCUUGUUCUGUUCGAACGACUGCCAGCUGGUCUAUGUACAGGUUCCACGUGAGUACCGUUAUAUUCUGGAAUUCCCAUUCUUCAAAAUGUUGUCCAUAAUUUGUUCUGAUCCACAUAGGCAAAUGCCUUUGCAUAGUCAGUAGAACACAGGUAAACAUUUUUCUGAUAUUCUCAGCCUUCAGCCAAGAUCCAUCUGCCAUCAAUGAUAUCCCUCAUUCCACAACCUCUUCUGAAUCCAGCUUGAAUUUCUGGCAGUUACCUGUCGAUGUACUGCUCCAACUAUUUUUGAAUUAUCUUCAAAAUUUUACUUUUGUAUGAUACUAAUGAUAUUAUUUGAUAAUUGCCUCAUUCUGUUGGAUUACCUUUCUUUGAACUGGGCACAAAUAUGGAUCUCUUGCUGGUUGGCCAGGUAGCUGUCUUCCAAAUUUCUUGGCAUAGACAAGUGAGUGCUUCCAGCCUCGCAUCUGUUUGUUGAAACAUGCCAAUUGGUAUUCCAUCAAUUCCUGGAGCCUUGUUUUUCACCAGUCCCUUCAGUGCAGCUUGGACUUCUCCGUUGAGUACCAUCCUUUCUUGAUCAUAUGCUACCUCCUGAAAUGGUGGAAUGUCGACCAAUUCUUUUUGGUACAGCGACUCUAUGUGUUUCUUCCAUCUUCUUUUGAUGCUUCCUGCAUCGUUCAAUAUUUUGCCAAUAGAGUCCUUGAGUAUUGCGAUUCAAGGCUUGAAUUUUUUCUUCAGUUCUUUCAGCUUGAGAAAUGCCAAGUGUGUUCUUCCCUUUUGGUUUUCUAAUUCCAGGUCUCUGCACAUUUCAUUAUAAUACUUUGCUUUGUCUUCUCAAGCCACUCUUUGACAUCUUCUGUUCAGCUCUUUUGUUUCGUUUCUUCCAUUUGCUUUAGCUUCUCUACGUUCAAGAGCAACUUUCAGAGUCUCUUCUGACAUCCAUUUUGGUCUUUUUCUUUCUUCCCUGUCUUUUUAAUAACCUUUUGCUUUCUUCAUGUAUGAUGUCCUUGAUGUCAUCCAACAACCCUUGUGGUCUUUGGUCAUUGGUGUUCAGUGCAUCAGAUCUACUCCUGAGGUGGUCUCUGAAUUCAGGUGGGAUGUACACAAGGUCAUACUCUGGCUCUUGUGGACUUGUUCUAAUUUUCUUCAGCUUUCACUUGAACUUGCAUAUGAGCAAUGGAUGGUCUGUUCCACAGUCGGCCCCUUGCCGUGUUGUGAUUGUUGAUAUCAAGCUUCUCCAUCAUCUCUUUCCGCAGACAGAUGGGUUGUGGAGUGUUUAAAUAAGGAUGCUUAAAUUCUGUAGGGGGCCAAGAGGAAAAUUGGGUACAACAGGAAAGAAUGAAAUUACCAAGGUGACAUUUAUUUCUAUUUUGAUAGUGUGUGAUCUGGUUAUGCUUCUUAAUUGUGAAUCUGGAUGGCAUUCUUACAAGCAGAAAAUGAGUUCAGGUUGGAAUGUGUGUCAAGGAGUCUUGUGUGGCCAGAGUGCAGCAUGCAGGGAGCUAUCAUGGAAGGAAGACUGUGGAUCAAUGGUGUGGGCCAAAUUCAUGGUAGGCUGGGGCCAAUUGCCUUUCUAAUGAAGGCAGUUGGAGGCUUGGAAUGUAUUUGAAAGUAGUGACAUGAUGUGUGUUUCAUUUUUAGCAUGGUCUGUGGGUGGCCUAGCAGAGAGUGCUAUUCUGACUCAUAGUGACCAUAUAGAACCUAGGCCUAGUAAUCUGCACUAUCUAACAUAAUCCUUGUGUGGUCGCCUCUCUUCUUUCUUCCUCUUCCGGCAUUCCUGGGAAAGUGAGGCUUCCAUUCACUUGGUUCACCCACACAAAGGUUACUCGAGUCAUGGUUAACCAGCAGUACUGAGUAAACACAGUGGAAUGUGGCCUGUGGUUUCUGUUAUUGCUCCGGGUCAUUUAAGUGACAACUCCCUGUCAGAAUCCAAAAAGUGUCACUCCUGGUCAUUGGGAGACUGUGGCUUUCCUGUGUCUGAGUCAGCUAGGUAGUCUGGGAGCCUGUCUCCCCACUGUCUCAGGAAGUCGGAGUGCUUGUUUGAAGCAUGCUGUCUCCUGCCCCAGAGGAACCGCUGCUGCUGGCCGAGCUCAAACCCGGGCGCCCCCACCAGUUUGAUUGGAAGUCGAGCUGUGAGACUUGGAGCGUCGCCUUCUCGCCUGAUGGCUCCUGGUUUGCUUGGUCUCAAGGACACUGCAUCGUCAAGCUGAUCCCCUGGCCGCUGGAAGAGCAGUUCAUCCCUAAAGGGUUUGAAGCCAAAAGUCGAAGCAGCAAAAAUGAUCCAAAAGGGCGAGGCAGCCCAAAGGAGAAGACCCUGGACUGCGGUCAGAUCGUCUGGGGCUUGGCCUUUAGCCCAUGGCCCUCUCCACCCAGCAGGAGGCUCUGGGCACGUCACCAUCCCCAAGUGCCAGAUGUCUCAUGCCUGAUACUUGCCACGGGACUCAAUGAUGGGCAGAUCAAGAUUUGGGAGGUGCAAACAGGGCUCCUGCUUUUGAACCUUUCUGGCCACCAAGAUGUUGUGAGAGAUUUGAGUUUCACACCCAGUGGCAGUUUGAUUCUGGUGUCUGCAUCACGGGAUAAGACUCUUCGCAUCUGGGACCUGAAUAAACACGGUAAACAGAUCCAGGUGUUAUCGGGCCACCUACAGUGGGUGUAUUGCUGCUCCAUCUCUCCAGACUGCAGCAUGCUGUGUUCUGCAGCUGGAGAGAAGUCUGUCUUUCUAUGGAGCAUGCGCUCCUACACGUUAAUCCGGAAGCUAGAGGGCCACCAAAGCAGUGUUGUCUCCUGUGACUUCUCCCCCGACUCUGCCUUGCUUGUCACGGCUUCUUACGACACCAACGUGAUCAUGUGGGACCCCUACACUGGCGAGAGGCUGAGGUCACUCCACCACACCCAGCUUGACCCCGCCAUGGACGACAGUGAUGUCAACAUCAGCUCGCUGAGAUCCGUGUGCUUCUCUCCUGAAGGCCUGUACCUUGCCACGGUGGCGGAUGACAGACUGCUCAGGAUCUGGGCCCUGGAACUGAAAACUCCCGUUGCAUUUGCUCCUAUGACCAAUGGUCUUUGCUGCACAUUUUUUCCACAUGGUGGAGUUAUCGCCACAGGGACAAGAGAUGGCCACGUCCAGUUCUGGACAGCUCCUAGGGUCCUGUCAUCACUGAAGCACUUAUGUCGGAAAGCCCUUCGAAGUUUCCUGACAACUUACCAAGUCCUAGCACUGCCAAUACCCAAGAAAAUGAAAGAGUUCCUCACAUACAGGACUUUUUAAGCAACGCUCCAUGGAGUCUUUCUUUGUAGCAGCCUAAAUCUUCCUGGCAGAGGCAUGCUGGAAUAAUGGGCCAGACAUCUGGUCUUUGGAUGGAAGUACAACUCCUGUUUGGGACUGUGAAUAGAAUGUAGCAAAACCAGGUUCCAGUGGACUAGUCCUGGGUCCUUCUCUGACCUGUGAAAGGCAGUCUCAGAGGCAUGGAUUCCGCGCCUCUGGCCACGGAGCCUCACCUGAAAUCUUAAGUCUAUUCAUAAACAGCAACGUUGAACUUUUUCUAGUCGUUCUGAUUCAAAGUGCAGUUAUUGAUGUUGUUCUGUUGAUAAAGUAGCUGGGCCUCCAGAGCUUCUCCUUAGUGGCAGAGAAGUUUAAUUUCCCUCAAUGGGAAAAAACCAAUGACUUCUGCCUAGUACCUGCCAUUGUUAGGUUUUUCCAGUGCAGUGGUAGCUUGUUUCAAGUUCUCUCCUGCUGUGGUCAGAGCCACUUUGAUGUUGGCAAAUGCUUUCCUUCCUCUGGCACCCCUCUGACCCCCAGUAGAACAUUUUCCUGGAGCUUAACUAAUUACAGGUGAAUCAGAGGUCUGUUCUUGACUGGUCAAGACACUAUUAUUUUUAUUUCUAACAGUGGCACGCAUGUGCAGAUGACAAAUUGGUGUAAGAUUACAGAAGGAUGUAUUCCUAAACUGCAUGACUUUAAAAUGGCUACUGAGCUUUCAGUUGUUUGCCAUUAAUUAGCAUAUUUAUUUGUGUUCUCUCAACCAAUGUUAAGGUACAACUGUGUUUUUCUCGAUGUAUCUAAAAACCGUAGUCCUUAAGUUCAACAGUUGCGAGAUGUCUCUUCAUUGCGCAAAACCCUGGUGGUGUCAUCACUUUAGCUGAUGUUCUUACGUGUGAAAACCGACUUUGCCGCUGAACCUCAUUGGACUGCUCAGCCAGUUUCAGCUCUAGCCCCUGGACAAAAUAGCUCCUCAAAAGCACUGUUCUCCUUCAGUGGUAUAGAGUUAUCCAAUCAAGACACCUCAUUCAAGGAAAAUCUGCCUUAGGAAAUUUAAUAUAUUUUAAAUUAUUUUAAAAGAAAUCCAACACCGUAACCUUUGGCUUUCUUAACGGGUUCUUUCUGGAGACCAGUUAACAUUACAAAAUUGUUGAGAAAGUAAAGGACCCUCCUGUACUAGCUGUGUUACUGAAGAAAAGCGUUUCUUUUUGAAAUGACAGGCUUUCGUUGAAGGGAAGAAACAGUAAAAAGCUUUUGGCUCUGUUUCAUUUUUUUCUAUUAAGAAAAGAAAGCACCUCUUAGAACAAGUAAUACAGAAUAGCUGAGAAUGAAUUCAGUUUUUUUACGGUUGCCCUGAAAUACAUUGUAUAGCCUGAGAUCCCGGGUGCCUUCCUGUGCGACCCCACUUGGCCAUUAGCCUUCAGACUUCUGCUGGUGCCCUCAGGGAGCAAGUUUUCUACGUGUGACAGAAAUGACAGCCUUCUCCCUUGUCACAGAAGAAUCCAACACCUUUAUAAAGAAUAGCCUGCUAUGGAGAGUUUAUUCUGUGGUUUCAGAGAUGUAGAAGGCUUUAAUAUAAACACGAGUAAGCUAGCAUCUUCAUAACUGGCUAAGAGUCAUUUGUAACAACUAAACUUUUUUUUUAAAUUGUUAGGAACAUGAACAUAAAUGCAGCAUCAUUGCUGUAAAAUAAGCUGCUAAACUUGUAUGAAAAUCCCAGUCCUUUCAGCUCUAGGUUUAGUCAGGCUUAAUCUCAUAUGUCCUUGCAUUAAACAAGUGAGCUGUGUACAACCACUGGUCCCCCUGGCACAACUGAAAGGCUAGCUCUAUGUUAUAUUUAAAUUGUUUUUUUUCCUACGGUCCACACCACAACCAGGAAGCUGCUGGUAACUAACUGUCUACUUAAGAGGAGAAAUAAAAAGUCCAGUUUUUAAAAUAAGAGAAUUGAGUCUGUUUUCUAAGAGUAUAAUAGCCUUGGCCAGAAAUCCAUUAACACCUAUUUAAAGUCGAUGUAGACACAGUGCCAAGAUUAUAUAUGUAAAGUUAAUUUUGGAGAUCUGUUUACCUAGAGUUAAAAGACACAUGGGCUGGGUUAGAUUUGAAAGCCUUAUGUCCUGAACCAAAAUGGGGUUGGCCAGUUUCAUCUCAUGUCAUCCAAGCAACUGAUGGGUGGAAGCCUUAAGGCUGGCAAGUUUUAUUUCCUCCUGUAAAAGACAAAUGGGUGGUGGAGUAAGACAGUUGUACAUUAAAACUUUUGUACAUCCCUGCUCCAAACUGCCACAAACGCAGUACUUUACAUUAUCUGCCCACGCAGGCCUGGAAUAGAAUUUUCCAAGACUUGGGGUGACUGUGGCUUUAUCGCACUGGCUUAGGGCAGCAGUUUGUCCCAUAACUGAGUCUUCUGGUCUCUGAUCGCUGCUGGACGCUGGAAAUUGUAGUGGACGGGCCCUUGCAUCUAGGCCUGUGCGACAAUCAAGUCUCUCGUGACUUGAAAAGCAGCAAUAAGGGAACUGAGCUGAAUCUUCUCAUUGGUGCCAAGAGAAAGUCUGUACCUAAAAGAAAUGCGACAAAAGGUAAGACUAAAGAAAACUACGAACAGCUGCCUUUUAACAAGAAAACAACAGGGAUCAAAGACUGAAAAUCUACUGAGGGAGGGAGAUGGGAAAUGAUAGAAGUUCAUCUUGGAUGGGAAUCUUCUAUGUGUCCUCCUAAUCCUUCCUUCCCUGCCCUCAAACACUGAUUUAUAAAUCUGAUUCAAACAUGAGGGGGGAAAAAAAAGUAUAUAUAUAUAUAUAUAUUAGUUACCAGUAGUGUUCUGAACUUAACAUUGCUUUAACUCUACAGAGAUGCACAGAAUUUAUGUGAUUAAGGAUUAUUUCUUCAUCCACAGAAUGCACUGAGAGGAAUUCUAACUAGGUUUCCUUCCUCUGAACUAAGACAUUUCACUGGGAAUUCUGGUUGACGUAUCUGUGGUUUUGUCUCUACUCAGUAAACCAGGACACUGGCAGCUCCUCUCGCCACCUUUUAAGUACCCAGCCGAAUGCAAAAAUCGUAAUAUUCACAACCUGGUGAAAAGAAGUGACCUAAUUUGUCGAUGUAAAAGCCAAUGACCAGCAAAUGAGUGUGCCUAUGUUGACAUCUAUUUUGAACCCAAUGCUUUGUCUACUUAAGUGAUAGCUGCCAGCUCCAUUGGGGGCUAAUAAUAGCGUUUACUGAACUAGGCAAACUGGAAAAUUGGGUUUAUGUUUGCUUUUCCCCCCAAUAUGCCUGAGUAUGCCAAAAUGCCUGAGUAACAGCUGGAUGGCCGGUCGUCCCCAAGUGACCUAGAUGUCGAGAACUGAAAAGCUGACUGAAACAGGCCUCCCAGAUAACAAGAGAAUGUUCCGAAUCAGUGUGGGCCACGCUUUGCAGGUCUGAGGAGAGACCUGGGAUCUGUCCUUUGUGUUUGAUUUACUUUUUUAAGUAACUCAACACCCUUCCUUUCUCAUGUUUCAUUCAAUACCACCAAGAACUAGAUACAGUAUCUGAGUAAUUUAGACAAAACAGUUGAAACCAAGCAAGCAGCAACGAAAACCCAUGAAAGAAAAAAUGAAAAGAAUUAAAAAUAGAGAAAUCAGUACUCACUCGAUGUCUGCCAUUUUGAUCAAUAAAUGUAUUCGAACUGAAGAUGGAAAGUCAACUGAGGAGAAACAAAAUAAAAUGAGUGAGGUAUGUCACUCUAUCCUAUUAAAAAAAGUCAAAGGAGACAAGUAGGAGUUUGAGCAUCAACCAGUUAACACUAACUUCUCUUGAGGGCUCAGCCUUAUCACUACAUACCAUACCUGUGAGAAAGUAAAAAUGGUACAGUUUUUCACACUGUAUCUAUUCCACUUUGUGAUUCUUCAUCAUGUAGCCAAAAAAAAAAAAGAAAUACAGCAGUUUCCAAA
Molecule: messenger RNA, 11997 nt
Organism: Loxodonta africana (African savanna elephant)
Lineage: Eukaryota; Metazoa; Chordata; Mammalia; Proboscidea; Elephantidae
Gene: WSB2
Product: WD repeat and SOCS box containing 2
Exons: 8
Coding region: 6860-8080 (406 amino acids)
Biological process (GO): protein polyubiquitination; intracellular signal transduction
Molecular function (GO): protein binding
Source: RefSeq, a predicted model, not a curated record